Messenger RNA from Paramisgurnus dabryanus, 1357 nucleotides. Its product is annotated as THAP domain-containing protein 1-like. The record is from RefSeq and is a predicted model, not a curated record. Gene Ontology annotation, molecular function: RNA polymerase II cis-regulatory region sequence-specific DNA binding; DNA-binding transcription factor activity. Gene Ontology annotation, cellular component: nucleus. Lineage: Eukaryota; Metazoa; Chordata; Actinopteri; Cypriniformes; Cobitidae. Gene Ontology annotation, biological process: regulation of transcription by RNA polymerase II.
AUGGCGGCGUAAACAGCGGAAAAUGAGUCUUAAAAAAGAUAGAGUUUUUUUCCAGAGGCAACAGAGAAAAUAUCAUGAACAUUGUUGUGUUCCCACAUGCACGUCAUCAUCUAAAUUCAACGGCGUUUUAAGCUACGAUGGAUUUCCUAGCGAUGUUGAACUCAGAAAGCGGUGGCUGGUGAAUAUUCGUCGUGAUAAGUUCGUUGUUACAGGACACAGCAAAGUUUGUAGUUUGCACUUCACACCGGAGCAGAUCAUUCAGCCGAAAACACCGGAGGGGAAAAGGCAACUAAAGAAAGGAGCCGUCCCGUUAUUGUUCCAGUGGAAUGAUUACUCCAUUCCAUCACCAAGACUGAGCGUUUGGGACAGAGUAAGCAAACUUCAGCCUGAGCUGGCAUCAGCAGAAGAUGGGCAACAAAUGGACUACACUCCUGCUGCUGAUCAUGACUAUUUAUCUGUCCCAGAACCCGCUUUCGUGGACUCGGCAGUCGACGAAAACACGAAAUUAAAAGAAGAAAUCGACUCAUUAAAGAAAGAGAUCCAGGAGCUGAGAAUUAUCUGUAAAUUUGGAUUGCAAAGAUUCGCCCACUCUGACGACGACAUUCGAUUCUAUACACGAUUUCCCAGUUACCAUAACCUCAUGCUUUUUUGGAGAUUGGUUGAACCAUUGGUGCAUAAAAUGGUUCGUGCGUCGAGGGCCAAAGCUGCUGAAAAUUGAAUGAAGCAGUAACAUCUGUCCGUCCCACACACACGAGACAAUCAUUGCAACCCAUCGAUGAGCUAGUCCUUUUCCUAAUGUACUUGUCCGUUGGUUUAAAGGAGCAGGACUUGGCAAAUCGUUUCAACAUUCACAUCUCUACUGUAAGCCGCAUUAUCUCUUCAUGGACCAACUACCUGUACACACUCUUGGGCUUGGUGUCCAUCUGGAUUGAGGCUGAAGAUGUUAAAGCUCACCUUCCUGAUGAUUUCAAAGACUUCCCUGAUACUCAGAUAAUAGUUGACUGUACAGAGCUCAAGUGUCAGACCCCUUCCUCGCCUCUCCUCCAAAGUGAGAUGUUCUCUACAUAUAAAUCUCACUGUACAAUGAAAGGACUUAUCGGGAUUGCCCCCCAUGGUCCAGUGACCUUCAUCUCUUCUCUCUAUGAGGGGUCAAUAAGUGAUAAAGAACUCUUUAGGCGGUCAGGGUUAGCUGACCUUUUAACUGAUGACAUGGCCGUGAUGGUUGACAAAGGUUUCCUGAUCACUGACUGUGUGAAGUGUAAGGUGUACUGUCCACCUUUUCUCAAUAAAAAAAGCCAGAUGCCAGCACCCAGUGUCCUCCAAACACAGAAAAUUGCUUGUCUAAGAGUGCACGUUG